CAGAGUCAAUGGCCAUGUUAUUUUGAAGCUGACCAGGAAAAUAAAUAGAGAGGUCCUAUGAUACAGUUAAGAAGAAGACAAGCAGAGAAAUGGGCUCAAAUUUUCAGAAAAAUGGCUUCUUGUAGCUGGAAUUCUGCUUCGAUUAUUGCCAUAUCCCUUUGUCUUCUCCUUCUCACUUCUAUGAGUUGUGCUUUCUGUUCUGCUGAGGUGAAUACGACAACACUUCAGCUCAGGAAGUAUAGGAAGAUAAAAGCUCAUCUAAGAAGGCUUAAUAAGCCUUCAGUGCAAACAAUUCAGAGUCCUGAUGGUGAUAUUAUAGACUGUGUGCCAACAAAUUUACAGCCUGCUUUUGAUCAUCCUCUCCUCAAAGGACAGAAGCCAUUGGAUUCGCCUGAAAGGCCGAGAGAUAAUUCCAGGGACACAAAUUUGAUGGAAGAAAGGUUCCAGUUAUGGAGGAAUGCAGGAGAGUUCUGCCCGGAAGAAACUGUUCCGAUUCGAAGAACCAGGGAAGAAGAUUUAUUGAGAGCAAGUUCUGUUCGCUGGUUUGGGAGGAAGACUGUUUCAAGAUUCAGGAGAGAUUCAGAUAGCAGUGGCCAUGAGCAUGCGGUUGGAUAUGUAUCUGGAGAGGAGUACUAUGGAGCAAAAGCCAGCUUAAAUGUAUGGACUCCUACGGUUAAAAGCUCAUUAGAAUUCAGCUUAUCACAAAUUUGGGUCAUCUCCGGAUCAUUCGGAGAAGAUCUCAACACCAUUGAAGCAGGAUGGCAGGUCAGCCCAGAAUUAUAUGGAGAUAGUUAUCCGAGGUUCUUCACUUACUGGACAACGGAUGCAUAUCAAGCUACAGGAUGCUACAAUCUUUUGUGCUCGGGCUUCAUCCAGACUAAUAAUAGGAUAGCAAUUGGAGCUGCCAUUCAGCCUGCGUCAACUUAUGGUGGGGGUCAAUUUGACAUUAGCAUUCUUAUCUGGAAGGACCCAAAUCAUGGGAACUGGUGGCUAGAAUUGGGAUCAGGCCAGCUUGUGGGCUACUGGCCAUCAGUCCUCUUCAGCCACCUUGCAGAUCAUGCAAGCAUGGUUCAAUUUGGCGGAGAGAUAGUGAACACUCAGCCCUCUGGCUUCCACACAUCAACGGAAAUGGGAAGCGGCCAUUUUUCUCAGCAGGGCUUUGGAAAAGCUUCCUACUUUAGAAAUCUUCAGCUUGUUGAUUGGGAUAACAGCCUUGUUCCGGUCGCCGGACUCCGGCUGCUCGCCGACCACCCCGGUUGCUAUGAUAUACAAGGAGGAUUCAGUGGUGUGUGGGGAAAUUAUUUUUAUUAUGGGGGGCCUGGAAGGAACAUGAAAUGUCCUUGAGGAUAUGACUCCAUUUUUUUUUUUUUUGGUCGAGUGUUGGGACUUCAGCAGGGGUUUUGAAGAAUUGUGUAUAUUUGGUGUGAGGUAUAGUGAAGAAGAGAAUGUGUAUACGAUUGGGAUUCCUUUUGAUUUUU
Molecule: messenger RNA, 1478 nt
Organism: Phalaenopsis equestris
Lineage: Eukaryota; Viridiplantae; Streptophyta; Magnoliopsida; Asparagales; Orchidaceae
Exons: 7
Coding region: 58-1344 (428 amino acids)
Source: RefSeq, a predicted model, not a curated record